AUGUAGAGAAUCUUUGGUUGGUUUAUAAAAGGAACAAGGCAUAAAGUUAAACAUGAUAGUUAUAUUGUUUAUAUUUAAAUGUCUGCGAAUCAUUAAGUUGGGGCUUUUGCUUUUGUAGAAAGUGAAUAUCCUUCUGAAGGAGUUAUUUAUGGGUGCUUAUCGAAAAGCUUAGAUGCCUUUUUUUAAAAAAUAACUAGCACAUGGUAAAGUAUAUAAAAUGAUGAUAAAAUUGAUGUUUAAUAAAUCUAGUAGUAUAUAAAAGAAUAUUAAGAUGUGAGAAAUGUCGAUAAAUUGGCCUCAGCUUAAAGUAAAGUUGAUGAAAUUAAUGUUAUUUUACAUUAAAAUAUUAAAUAGUUGCUUGCUAAUUAAGGAGAUUUGGAUUAAUUAGUGGAAAAAAGUAAAGACUUAAAUAAAGCUUCUAAAACUCUAUAUAAAUAAUCUAAAGGAAUGAAAUAAUCUUGUUGCAUAAUAUUUUGA
Ichthyophthirius multifiliis is the source of this 477-nucleotide messenger RNA. RefSeq lists its product as hypothetical. Gene Ontology annotation, molecular function: SNAP receptor activity. The record is from RefSeq and is a predicted model, not a curated record. Gene Ontology annotation, cellular component: Golgi apparatus. NCBI's taxonomy places the organism in Eukaryota, Ciliophora, Oligohymenophorea, Hymenostomatida. Gene Ontology annotation, biological process: endoplasmic reticulum to Golgi vesicle-mediated transport. The transcript has a single exon.